CAGCAGCAUGAAGCUCGCCGGGCAACCCGGCACAGUGGCCAACAAGUUACUUCGGCUGGUUUACCUGAUACCCCGGUUCGGAAGCGCCGGUCUGAAGUCUCUCCCACUUCUGAAAAUUCUUAUCCCAAGACAGGUUAUUUCAGACAACCUCUUAAUCCGUCCGAUUCAAAUUAUCAGGUGACACCUCCCUCAUCUUCUGGCGAGUCAACAGCAACCCAACUCCCUUCUCUUAAAACUGUAGCUGGAGCCAAAGCCAGACCCAGCAAGAAAGCUCGGGUCAACAAUCCGUCAGAAGACCAGGUGGUUUUUGAAGAAGAUCAAAUAGGUGAACCGGACCAAACUUGUGAACCGAAGGGUCCUCAUCCUGAAGCUACCUUUGAUGAUCCGCCCCUUCAAGACCAGAAUAUUGGUGAACAACCAGAAGCUGAUCCUGCGGUGCCCGACACUGAACCGGCGGCUCCAAACCGGGCUAGUCCGGUGAAAGGCACUGAUACUACUGAAGGCCAAGGAGAUGAUGUUAUCAUUACUGGCAUGGGCCACAGCUCUCCUGGCCAUCGUGUAAUAUUAGCUCAACACAGUGCCAAAGAGGAACGUGCUGCCAGGGAAAAGGGUAAAUGGAGCACUGAGUUAUCAAGUUAUGCUCAUCUUAGUGCUGAAGAACUUCAGUCCGGUUUCUUAAACCGUCUGCACUCAAACCGUGACUAUGAAGCCGGUUUGGUGAACUUGAUGAAGGAACGCUAUGAGGCCGAGCUAAGCAAUAGAGAUGCUCGAACGGCUGAUUUGCAAGAGAACGUGAAGUCCCAACAAGCAGAAGCUGCGAAAGCCAAAGAGGAGCUGACUAAAGCCCUGACAGCGAUGGAAAAGCUAAAAGAGUCUUUUAACAAGGAACGCGCUGACUGGGAAACCGAGAAGGCCGGUUUAACCAAAAGAGCCGAGGAUGCCGAAGCAGCCCUGAAGCCAGUUGUAGAUGAACUAACUGGUUUGAAGCGGCAAAUCAACGCCAUGACAUCCGCCAUUUUUGGCACUCGUAUUGCUCAUCUGGGCACGGAUAUGCGGAUGAAGCUUAAAGCGGCUUAUACCUUGAUUGAACAGCUGUACUCUGGAUCCCAGCAUGCUAUUUGCACUGCGGCUUAUAACAAACCGGCGCCAUCACUGAUAAAGGAAACUCUGGACAAGCUAGCCAUGUUACCAGCCCGGAUUACUGAACUGAAGAAGUCAGCCGCAAGAGCAGGAGCGCUGACCGCACUAAUCCGGGCCAAAGCAUGGAUUCCAGAUCUUGAAGCGGAUGACAUCAUUAAAGGAUAUCCAGGUGUGAAGGAGGACGGUUCAAACUUCGACAAUGAUGAUCUCCGAAGGCUAACAAUAGAGAUGCGGCCAAUAGCCAGCAAACUGGCAGAAGAUACAGACUUAUCUCAUUUCCAGCCGGCUUACGACCUUGAAGGGAAAAGACAGCCUGCCGAAAUCCAUUAAGUCGAAGAACUUGUGCCUACAAUCCGUAAGCAUACUUAUGCUCCUGAUAUUAACCCCUCCAGCCUUAUCCAUGAAGAGGUCGUGUUUCAAGCUUUAACCGGAAUCGAUUGGUCGACGGUUGAUUUCCAGCGUCUGGGGAGGGAUGAAGAAGAAGUGAUUGCACCAAAUGACCCUCAACCAUCAAACCGUCCAGACGAAGCAUCUUAAACCGGCAGCCGGUUUACUAGCUAUUGUGUGCCAAUGCUGAAAAACAAUUACUCAAUUGGAGCCGUUUUGAAGCUUCGUGUAAUAGGAUAGCAAAAACUCCUUUAUCUGUCAUGCCAUCGAGCAUGUGUUGUGGUGCUUUGAUAUUCUGAAAACUUGCUCCACUUUUUGGGAUCUAUUUAUGCAUAGCCCAUGACGAUUUGUGUUUCUGUAUACAAGAACUUGAAAGUGUCCUAGUGGUUUACCACUGGACGGGUCAUAAUGCCCAAACAUAGACAAUACUUGGAUGGAUAAUCAAAGUAUAAUAAUAUCUGCAACAUAUCUCAUUGGC
Molecule: messenger RNA, 2005 nt
Organism: Triticum urartu
Lineage: Eukaryota; Viridiplantae; Streptophyta; Magnoliopsida; Poales; Poaceae
Source: RefSeq, a predicted model, not a curated record